Molecule: messenger RNA, 3038 nt
Organism: Pocillopora verrucosa
Lineage: Eukaryota; Metazoa; Cnidaria; Anthozoa; Scleractinia; Pocilloporidae
Source: RefSeq, a predicted model, not a curated record
CGAUCUUGAAGGAGACGUUUAACUAAAUCUCGCGACGAUUACCGAAUUUAACAUCAUAAGAACACCAGUACUUCAUACUUCUGACUACUAAAAGGCCCUGAAAGAUGUCGAAUUGGGAUAAAGCUUUGAAAUUCCAUAUUGCUCACCAGGCAGGAGACUUCCUUUAUCAGAGUCAUAUUUAUCAGAAAGCUAUUGAUCUGUACAAAGAGGCUCAAGUCUUGUUGAACGAAUGUGGACUUGAAAUUGAAUCUUUCAAUUUCGGUCAAAUGUUGUUGCAUUACAAACUAGCCCUUUCAUACUUAGGUCUAAAUGAUUUUACGGAAGCAUUGGAAAGCUACCGGAGGCUUUUACGAGUCAACGAAGGAAUUGGGAAUAAAGACUGGGAAGUAAGAGCAUAUAGAGGCAUCAGUGACAUUCACUGUUCAAUGGGUCAACACGUUCAUUCGAUUUUAUUUUUAAGGAAAUUACUUCAAGUUGCAAAAGAAACUGGGAACAAACGGGAUGAAAUAGCAGCUUUUGCAACAAUGGGAGAUUCUUAUUACUAUCUGGGUAAGCAAGAUUUAUCCAUCAAGUGUCAAAGUGACGCGCUGAAAAUCUGCAAAGAGAUCGGAGAUAAAGAAACGGAAGGAGAUAUACUUCGUGAGCUUGGUGGCAAAUACAGAAACCUUGCUCGUUACCCAGAAGCAAUCAGAUACCUGGAGAAGUCCUUGGAGAUAUUCAAAGAAAUUGGCAAAAGCAGAAAAGAGGGAUAUUCGUAUCAAUAUCUUGGAAUGACUUAUCACGAGAAGGGGGAUUACAACAAGGCAUUAGAAUGUCAUUUUCAGUCACUGCGCCUGAUGGCAGAACAUGGAGAUGAGGUCGAUGCAGGUGUCUGCUACAAUAACAUUGGCACGACAUAUAAUGCAAUCUCUCGGAACAAUGACGCACUAGCUUACUUCAAAACAUCUCUUGAAAUUAUGAAAAAAUGUGGAUCCAAAGAGCAAUUAGGACUAGCCCAUCACAGCCUUGGUCUAUGCUACACUCCGCUCGGUCAGUUUGCAAAAGCCUUGGAACACCAGGUUGAAGCUGUAAAUAUUCUAGGAGAAACUGGGAACAAACUCCGCGUGGGUCGAGCUCAUAAUCUUCUAGGUAACAUAUACAAUGCGAUUGGCCAGAAAAAGGAAGCUAUGAAUAGUUUUACUGAAGCUAUUAGAUGCAGUCAGACAAUUGGGGAUAGGAGAAGUGAAUCAGGUUCCUACCUUGGUCUCGGGGAUGUAUGUAUUUGCCUGGGAAAUCCUGGUGAGGGAGAGGAGUAUACAAAGAAGGCUCUGAGACUUACUAAGGAAACUGGAGAUAAAUACAACGAGGCCAUGAGCUACGGCAGUCUGGGGUUCUGCUACAUGUGUUGCGGCCGAUUUAAAGAGUCUAUAGAGAACUUCAACUUGGGGAUUUCUAUCAUGCAAGAAUUAAAUGAUAAAAGAGGCGAAGCUACAGCUUUGAUUAAUCUUGGAUCAGUUUACGAGACCCUUGGCAAUCUGAAGAAAGCGAAGCAAAUCCUGCAGAAAGCCCUAAAAAUUACAAGAAACAUUGGAGAUACAGGAAAAGAACACGAGGCUCUUACCUUUCUCGGGAUUUGUAAUAGGAGAGAGGGAGAGCUAAAGAAAGCACAUGAUUUCUUUUCUGAGAGCAUUACUUGCGCUGAAAGAAACCGUGAACUGCUGCGCGACGAACAUAAACUUUCACUGGACAACAUGACCUUUACCAGCUAUUACGAAUUAUGUUCGCUUCGUAUCAGUCAGGGACAUUUCGCCGAGGCGCUGUGUACCGUAGAGCGUGGACGUGCACGAGCUCUCGGCGACUUACUGUCCAAGAAAUAUGGCAUCCAAAGACACAAUUCACACGAAUUUUAUCUUAAUUGUCUCAGGAAUCUUUCCAUCAAGAACCCGAGUACGAUCCUCUUCAUGGCUACGCAUCGGUUUGACAAAUAUUUCUGGGUUUUGGAGGGUGGAGAAAUUCAAUUUAAGUCUUUGAAAUGUAAAGUGGCGAAGGACGCCAUAGAGUUGCUCAAGAGUUUGCUAAGAGGGAAAUCUGUGCCUGAAUGCGAAGAUCGCUCAUUGUCAGCAUACUAUGGAUUAAAAUCAUCAUCUAGGGAAAUAAAAGGAAAAAGCAGGCAGCGUCUCGUAGAAGAAGAGGAGGAAGAGGAAGAAAAGGAGGACACUGACCUCUACCAGUGGUAUAAUGAUAUUUUCGCCCCUAUCGCUGAUCUUGUUCAUCGUCAAGACAUCAUCAUCAUCCCAGAAGGAGAGGAUUUUAUGGUGCCAUUUUGCGCAUUAUGUGAUCACAACGACAAAUUCCUGUCAGAGACCUUCCGGAUCCGCCUGAUUCCAUCACUGACAGCACUAAGGAUGAUCCAGGACAGUCCUGAAGAUUACCACAGUGUAACUGGGGCAUUGAUCGUUGGUAAUCCCUCUGUUCCCCCACAAACGAAGUUACCAUCACUGCCGGGAGCAAGAAGAGAAGCACUGGAAAUUGCAGAAUUGUUGGGUGUGUCGCCUACUGUGGGAGACGAAGCCACCAAAAAGCACGUUCUCCAACGGAUUCGGGAAGUCAGCUUGAUCCACAUUGCUGCCCACGGUGAUCCAGAAAGAGGGGAAAUUGCUCUUGCCUCAAGUUUUCCAUCCAGACGAAGUCCAAGGAAGGAUGACUUCAUGCUUACCAUGGAAGACGUCGCAAAAGUUGGUACCCGAGCCAAGCUGGUUGUACUCAGCUGUUGUCACAGUGGCAAGGGACAGAUUAUGAAAUCAGAGGGAGUUGUGGGUAUCUCUCGCGCCUUUUUGGCAGCGGGAGCUCGCUCAGUGCUGGCUACCCUGUGGGCCGUGGAUGACAGAGCCACGAAAGAGUUCAUGAUUCGUUUCUACGGACAUCUUAAGCGCGAUAAACUGAGUGCCAGUGAGGCCCUUCACCAGACCAUGAAGUGGAUGAGAGAUUCCAAGAGAUACAGAGUCAAUGAGUGGGCACCAUUUGUUCUGUUCGGAGAUGACGUCAAUCUGGACUUAUAA